Messenger RNA from Rotaria sp. Silwood2, 354 nucleotides. The record is from the annotation of a GenBank genome assembly. NCBI's taxonomy places the organism in Eukaryota, Metazoa, Rotifera, Eurotatoria, Philodinida, Philodinidae.
AUGUAUGUAGCUGAUUAUAGUAAUCAUCGUGAACAAUGCUUUCCUCCGAAUUCUAAUAUUGGCAUAACUGUUGCUGGAACCGGAACUAAAUCAGGUGCAUUAACAGAUGUAGAUCAUUUAGCAGCGAUUGAUGUUGACGACAAUUUAAAUAUUUGUAUUGCUGAUAUACAUAAUGACCGUAUCGUCAAAUGGGCUUCGAACGCAACUAGUGGCACUGUUGUAGUUAGUAACAGUCUCAUCGAUAAGUCCUAUGACAUCAUACUGUCACCUAGUUCAUCAAAUCAAGUCUAUACAAGUAAUUCAGACAAAGAUAAAGUAUAUAUAUGGACACUUGGUAAUAAUAGUCCAACUUAA